Cyphellophora attinorum is the source of this 1008-nucleotide messenger RNA. Its product is annotated as Alcohol dehydrogenase. The record is from RefSeq and is a predicted model, not a curated record. Gene Ontology annotation, molecular function: oxidoreductase activity; zinc ion binding. Bases 1 to 1008 code for a protein of 335 amino acids. NCBI's taxonomy places the organism in Eukaryota, Fungi, Ascomycota, Eurotiomycetes, Chaetothyriales, Cyphellophoraceae. The transcript is spliced from 5 exons.
AUGAAAGCACUCGUCUACCGCGGCAAGAACACCAUCAAGCUCGAAGACAAGCCGAAGCCAGAAAUCGAGGACCCCACCGAUGCAAUUGUCAAGAUCGUGCACACCACCAUCUGCGGCUCUGACCUGCACAUUCUCCAAGGCCAUGUACCCACGUGCAAGGAGGGUGUGACCAUUGGCCAUGAAGGUGUCGGCGUGAUCGACCAAGCUGGCGACGCCGUCAGAGGCUUCAAGAAAGGCGACAAAGUCUUGAUCUCGUGCAUUACCAGCUGUGCGUCGUGCCCGAUGUGCAAGAAGGGAAUGUAUAGCCAUUGCGAGAAGGGCGGCGGGUGGAUUCUGGGUCAUACUGUGGACGGCACGCAGGCGGAGUAUGUGAGAAUCAAGCUUGCGGAUGCAAGCUUGCAUCUUGUGCCAGAGGGCGUUGACGAGAAGGCGUUGGUCGGAGUCCUGGCGGGUGAUGUCACGCCGGGCAAGUCAGUGGUCGUCGUCGGGACUGGCCCAGUCGGUCUAGCCGCAAUUCUGACAGCGAAGCUCCUAUCCCCAUCCAUCCUCAUCGCCGUCGACAAGGACGUCGGUCGACUCGAAGCUGCCCAGAAGAUGGGCGCGUCCCACAAAAUCAAUGCCGACGAGGACGUGAAAGCCAAAGUAAUGGAGUUGACAGACGGUCGUGGUUGCGACGUGGUGAUCGAGGCCGUUGGCGUGCCUGCCUCCUUCGAGCUCUGCCAGGACCUGGUCGCUUUCGGUGGAAAUAUCGCAAAUAUCGGAGUCCAUGGGGCGCCUUGCAAGCUUCAUAUUGACAAGUUGUGGGGUUACAACAUCGCAAUCACGAUGGGCUUCGUCAACACCACGUCGACGGCCUCCUUGAUGAAGAUGUUUGCGGCAGGCACGCUGGACCUGAAGCAGCUGAUUACUCACGAAUUCAACCUUCAGAAAGACGGAGAGCAGGCGUAUGCCACGUUUGGUGCGGCAGCACAGCAUAAGGCGCUGAAAAUGAUCAUGAAUACUUCCUGA